AUCCAACAACAUUCAUCAUGGGUAAGGUUCACGGUUCCCUCGCGCGUGCCGGUAAGGUCAGGUCUCAGUGCCCCAAGGUCGAGCCCCAAGAGAAGAAGAAGCAGCCCAAGGGCCGAGCUCUCAAGCGAUUGCAAUACACUCGUCGAUUCGUCAACGUUACCGUUGCUCCCGGUGGCAAGCGAAGGAUGAACCAGCAGCCCGUCGGCAAGUCCGGAUAAACAUUUUCUCAACAGAGACGAAUGGAGAUCUGGAUAUUGGAGAUUUGGG
This is a messenger RNA of Cryptococcus amylolentus CBS 6039, 267 nucleotides long. RefSeq names its product 40S ribosomal protein S30. Gene Ontology annotation, molecular function: structural constituent of ribosome. Gene Ontology annotation, cellular component: cytosolic small ribosomal subunit; ribosome. Lineage: Eukaryota; Fungi; Basidiomycota; Tremellomycetes; Tremellales; Cryptococcaceae. Bases 18 to 218 code for a protein of 66 amino acids. Gene Ontology annotation, biological process: translation. The transcript has 4 exons. The record is from RefSeq and is a predicted model, not a curated record.